UUUGAUAGGAUUCGUUGUGUUUUUUCAGUAUUCGUUUUUAGAUAAUCAUGAAUUUGGGUUUUUAAAUUUUGGCUGCAAAAAAUGCUAAAAAUCAAUAUUAAAUUGAAAUAGUGUGUAAUUAAAAGAAAAAUUUUCUGAUUGCUGUAAUAGUCGAGUGUAAAAGGCGUAGAUAACAGCUCAAAGCUUUUAAAUAAUAAAUUGAUACGCAAACAAAAUCACGUUCAUACAAACCUAUCUAGCUGGUGGAGUGAAACGCAAAUUGGUAUCGCUUUGGUGCGAGGACGGUGACCAAAAUCAUAACAAAGUCAAGUGUUUUGUAAUUGUAGCGUGAUUUGCACUUUAAUAUUAAAACAUGUCGACUUUGGAGGCUGGUGACGCCCCAGCGCUGGGGUUGAUUGGCAAGUUAGCGCAUACAUUUGGUGCCACGGAAGCUGCGUUGCGUUUACUGUUAUCAAUUUUUACAGGCUAUGGAAUUGCUUACGUAUACCGGAAGGUGCUCAUUCACCAACCCAACAAACUGUUGCAUCACUUAUAUUUUUUGGUGUGGGGCUUGCUGCUGUGCCUGUUUAAUUUCGGACGCGAUACCUCUCAUUCUCUAAUUGCUAUAGCCACCACGUAUGUGCUGGCACGGUUUCUCCGUUCAUCACCGCGCGAGCUUAUUAUUAUCAAUUUCGUCUUUCACAUGUCUUAUCUGCUCGUGGGCUAUUACUUCACCGAAAGCAAUGAAUAUGAUAUUCUUUGGACAAUGCCACAUUGCGUGUUGGUAUUACGUUUGAUCGGCUUCAGUUUUGACAUUACUGAUGGGCUGAAAAAGCGUGAACAGCUUUCGAAAGAGCAGCAGGAAAAUGCUAUUGCCUCAAUGCCCUCGGUGCUUGAGCUAUUUGCGUUCGCUUAUUUUCCUUGUGCGUUUCUAAUUGGUCCACAAUUUGCAUAUCGCCGUUAUCAGCGUUUCAUUGAGGGCGAAUUUAUGCAAUUUGAAGGUGGCAACGAGGCCGGCCUCAAGCGAAUGUCAGUUGGACUUGCGUACUUAAUUGUUAGGCAGGUGGGUGCGUCAUAUUUCCCCGAUUCCUACUUUAUUUCGGAUGAGUAUGCGAAAGUGCCAUUCUUUUGGCGUUUAGUCUAUUUGGGUGUGUGGGCAAAAUUGUCAUUGUGCAAGUAUGUGGCUUGCUGGCUGCUGACAGAGGGUGCGCUCAUGAUUUUGGGCAUCUCUUAUAAGGGCAAGAAGGAGAAUGGCGAAAACGAUUGGUCCGGCUGCUCGAACGUAAACCUCUUCAUAUUAGAAACUGGCUAUUCUAUGCAGCAUUAUGUGCACUCAUUUAACGUGAACACAAAUCAAUGGGUUGGACAAUAUGUUUAUAAGCGUUUGAAGUUUCUAAACAAUCGCACGAUCAGCUAUGCUGCUGCUUUGGGUUUCUUGGCCGUAUGGCACGGUUUCCACAGCGGCUAUUACAUGGCAUUCCUCAAUGAGUACAUGACUGUGACAGUGGAGAAGCAAUUUGCCAGCGUUUGGGCUAAGAGCAAAAUCGAUGUGUAUGCUGACAUCUUUAGUCCGCCAUUUGUCUAUCCCGCUCUGAAAUACUGUGUCCAAAAAUUGUACGAUCUCUUCUAUAUCGGCUGGUGUAUGACACCAUUUAUUCUGCUCAGUUAUCCGCGUUGGAUCAAGGCAUAUGGAUCAGUCAAUUAUUUUGUUUUCGUGGCUGUUAUAGGUUGGACGAUUUUCUAUCAAGCAUUUAAAUAUUUUGAGCGAACAGCUAAGAGACGUGAGCAGGAUAAUACUUUUGGCCGUGCAACAACACUCUCGCCCACAGUGGCGGAGACAAAUGAUGCCAAGAGAGAUUAGUAAAUGUACUUAUGAAUAGGUGAGGCAUUGAAAUUGUGCUGUAAUUGUUACUGCAAGCAUAUUAUUUACAGGGAUAUCACAGAAUCCAUCGCAGUCCGAUUUUUCGUGAAAUCUACGAAAAUGCCAUCAUGCCGUAGCAAUUCGGAUCCGGUGAUCGCAUAUCGUAGAUUUUACGAAAAAUCUAACUACGAUGGAUUCUGUGAUAGCCCACAUAAAUUCUGCAAAGAAAAAAGGCUGUUGACAAAAGUGAAAUUCGAAAAAGUGAGACACGCAUAUUUUUAUAAGCUUCUAAAUAUUAUAGUGUGCUCAAUAUUAAUUUUGUUUUUUAUAUAAGCGCAUUGGCUGCCUACCUUGGUUCUGUUAACUUAAGUAUUAAAAAAUCAGCUGGUUUAAUUUCCAGUAAGU
Rhagoletis zephyria (snowberry fruit fly) is the source of this 2245-nucleotide messenger RNA. RefSeq names its product lysophosphatidylcholine acyltransferase 3 protein nessy (gene nes). Gene Ontology annotation, molecular function: lysophospholipid acyltransferase activity; 1-acylglycerophosphocholine O-acyltransferase activity. NCBI's taxonomy places the organism in Eukaryota, Metazoa, Arthropoda, Insecta, Diptera, Tephritidae. Gene Ontology annotation, cellular component: membrane. Gene Ontology annotation, biological process: phosphatidylcholine biosynthetic process; lipid modification. The record is from RefSeq and is a predicted model, not a curated record.